Messenger RNA from Penicillium diatomitis, 2358 nucleotides. Its product is annotated as dynamin-like GTPase vpsA. NCBI's taxonomy places the organism in Eukaryota, Fungi, Ascomycota, Eurotiomycetes, Eurotiales, Aspergillaceae. Gene Ontology annotation, biological process: peroxisome organization. The record is from RefSeq and is a predicted model, not a curated record. Gene Ontology annotation, molecular function: GTPase activity; microtubule binding; GTP binding. The coding region runs from base 1 to 2358 and encodes 785 amino acids. The transcript is spliced from 8 exons. Gene Ontology annotation, cellular component: microtubule; cytoplasm; peroxisome.
AUGCCACACGCGGUUAAGCUACUUCAGGCCAAGGCGGUGCACGGCCACUCACUUGGGCUGGACCGCCACUCUCAUCACCGCCUUCGUGGGCCUCUCCGACCAACAAACAAUAUCCCCGAGGACUGUACCAUCUUGCUCUUGAUCGCAGACAUCUUCCUCAUCUCUCGAGCGCUGUUCGGAUUUUUCUUUGUGAAGAUCCUCCUCUCCUCCCUCAGGGUUCGAUAUAACAUCACCAUACCUGCCUGUCAUGGCAAGCCCAACUACCGGUUACUCGUACGUGGAAACCCACCCCUCCCCUGCACCCCCCUCCACUCCGGCUUGAUUUCCCUCGUCAACAAGCUACAAGAUGUCUUCUCCACUGUCGGUGUCCACAAUCCCAUCGACCUGCCGCAAAUUGUCGUCGUCGGCUCUCAGUCAAGUGGAAAGAGCUCGGUCUUAGAGAACAUCGUGGGCCGUGACUUCCUUCCUCGAGGCUCCGGCAUCGUUACUCGACGACCUCUUAUUCUCCAACUGAUCAACAAGACCCCCGCUCCGCAAGCCAAUGGAGACAACAAGAUUGAGACAACGGACGCCGAGAGUAACGUCGACGAGUAUGGCGAGUUCCUACACAUCCCCGGACAGAAGUUCUUCGACUUCAACAAGAUUCGCGAGGAGAUUGUGCGUGAAACGGAGACUAAGGUCGGCCGUAACGCUGGAAUUUCGCCUGCUCCGAUCAACUUGCGCAUUUACUCGCCCAACGUCCUCACCUUGACCCUAGUCGAUCUGCCUGGUUUGACCAAGGUUCCCGUCGGAGAUCAGCCCAAGGAUAUUGAGCGCCAGAUUCGUGAUAUGGUGCUGAAGUACAUCAGCAAGCCCAAUGCCAUCAUUCUGGCUGUCACUUCGGCCAACCAAGAUUUGGCCAACUCCGAUGGUUUGAAGUUGGCCCGCGAGGUUGACCCUGAAGGUCAGCGCACUAUCGGUGUGUUGAGUAAGGUUGACCUCAUGGACGAGGGUACCGAUGUCGUGGACAUUCUUGCUGGCCGAAUCAUCCCCUUGCGUUUAGGCUACGUGCCUGUGGUUAACCGUGGCCAGCGCGAUAUUGAGAACAAGCGCCCCAUCGCCUAUGCGCUGGAGAACGAGAAAAACUUCUUCGAAAACCACAAAGCAUACCGCAAUAAGGCCUCUUAUUGCGGAACCCCUUAUCUCGCUCGCAAGCUGAACUUGAUCCUGAUGAUGCACAUCAAACAAACGCUCCCCGACAUCAAAGCUCGCAUUUCCUCAUCCCUACAAAAGUACACUGCGGAGCUGUCACAACUCGGCGACUCCAUGCUUGGAAAUAGCGCCAAUAUCAUUCUCAACAUCAUCACCGAGUUCAGCAACGAGUAUCGCACUGUCCUUGAAGGUAACAACCAGGAGCUGUCUAGUAUCGAGUUAUCCGGCGGUGCGCGUAUUAGCUUUGUGUUCCACGAGCUGUACUCCAACGGUGUCAAGGCUGUGGAUCCCUUCGACCAGGUCAAAGAUGUUGAUAUUCGGACGAUUCUUUACAACUCUUCUGGUUCCUCUCCUGCUCUUUUCGUCGGAACUACCGCGUUCGAAUUGAUCGUCAAGCAACAAAUCAAGCGCCUGGAGGACCCCAGCAACAAGUGCAUCUCGCUCGUGUAUGAUGAGUUGGUGCGCAUUCUCGGCCAGCUUUUGAACAAGCAAUUGUUCCGCCGUUACCCGCAGCUGAAGGAGAAAUUCCACGCCGUCGUAAUUUCAUUCUUCAAGAAAUGCAUGGAUCCCACAAGCAAGCUCGUCAAGGAUCUUAUUGCGAUGGAGGCUACGUAUAUCAACACUGGUCACCCUGAUUUCUUGAAUGGUCAUCGAGCCAUGGCUAUUGUCAAUGAACGGCAGCUGGCUGCCAAGCCUACCCAAGUCGACCCCAAGACUGGCAAGCCCCUCCCGGGCCGUGCUCAGAGCCCGUCCCUGGAUACCACAGCCGAGGCCCCCAACGGCAGUGGCUUCUUCGGCAGUUUCUGGGCAUCCAAGAACAAGAAGAAGAUGGCGGCCAUGGAGGCUCCGCCUCCAACCCUCAAGGCUUCGGCUAGUUUGUCCGAGCGGGAGACUUCCGAGGUCGAGGUGAUCAAGCUGUUGAUUACCUCGUACUUCAACAUUGUCAAGCGCACAAUGAUCGAUAUGGUGCCCAAAGCUAUCAUGUACACCUUGGUGCAAUUCACCAAGGACGAGAUGCAGCGGGAGCUGUUGGAGAACAUGUACCGCAACAACGAGUUGGAUGACCUCCUCAAGGAGAGCGACUACACUGUGCGCCGGAGGAAGGAAUGCCAGCAGAUGGUCGAGAGCUUGGGUCGCGCUAGCGAGAUUGUCAGCCAGGUUCAGUAA